CUUGCUUGCUGCCAACAACGCCCCUGGUCCAGCUUUCUUCCAACCAAACUCAUUCUUAUCGUUUGCCUGCGUUUCCUGCACGGGAACCUCGACCCCGUAUACCCCAGUUCAUUCAGCGACUUACGCCCUCGUAACGCACAAGGCUCCGCCUUCGACUGAUUCCCACCGUCAUAUCCCAUUCAACCCCCGUCUGGCCCUGCUGGCUUAUUCUGUCCCGGAAGCGGUUGCCCCCGGUCAGUCUGAGCACCUAAGCCGGGCACGUUUGUCUCUCCAGCACAUCUCUGGCCCUUAAUCAGCUCCGUGCUUGUCCCCCUGCACCUUUAUCGCACCGCCGUGGUAUCGACUCCAACGCUUUCUCUCAUCUGUCCUCAGCUUGGUCUCUCCGUCGCUGCUAGGUCCUUGCACAGGCUGCAGAACCACUUGUCGCCCUUUUGCCGCAUUGCCAGUCACGCUGGCCGCAUAACCGUGGGUCACACCGCACUCGUUCUCCACGACGUUGUGGAUAACGCCGAUCCGGACAACGCUAGUAGUCUCCCCCUGUAUAUCUAUGCGAGUGUCUAUAGAAAGCUCUAAUCGCCGUCGCAACCCGCCUCACCGCUCACCGCUGAUAUCGUCCUUGUCAACAUGGCCCACGUUAUGCAACCUGGUGCAGGUCAUUUCUCUGGCACAUAUAUCCCCACAAUGGCUGGAUGGGUACAAGCGAAUGCGUUCUACAACGCCGUCCCGUUCAACUCCAAGCCCCCUCCAGUCCCUCCAGGCGUAAACCCCCAGGUAUGGAUGAAUGGCCAGUGGCAGCCGAACCCGAUGUUUCGUCCCCAGCCCGGUAUGACGCAGGGCCAGCCCAUGUGGGCGCCUCAUCCAGGCUGGGGUGCGGCGGUCGCGCAAGCGCAAGGACAGAGCAAUUUCAACCCGCACAAGCGGGUGGCGAACCCUGGUGAUCCAUCGUACUGGGCGACGAAGUUGUCGGAUAACCCGCUGGGGUUGGAGAACAUGCAUAUCAAGGAUCCUGUACCGACUUCUGAACGGCAUGUGAAGGAGCAGAACGGUGUCCCUCAUACACCGUGGGUCUGGGUGCCGAAGGAGCUGAUGAGCAGCGAGGAAGCCAGUAAGUCCCUGAACAACACCAGUAACCCUGCUUCCCAGGGCGGCCACCCGCAAUCGCAGCAGACCGACAAGGCACUUCCCGCUCCUCCCUACACUUCAUCAUCUCGCGACCACUCCCGUGCGCCCAGUUCCUCCCAGCGAGACGCGUUUUCCAACCAACAGUACCCUGCGUCGUCACAUAGCCGGUCUUUGCAGCAAGCGCCCGGUCCCGCUCCUCCCACGUCAGCGCCAGCUGCGGUGUCAUCCUAUUCCUCCUACCACCAGCAGCAACAGCAACGUCCUCAGGAGACGCAGCGCCCUGCCGAGCGGUAUCCUUCUGCCCCGCCGCAGCAACCGCAGCAGCAGGAUACCUCGGUGCACGCACGGCAGCACAGCCAUGAAACUUCUGUUCGGCCCUCUGCCGAGUCCCAGUCGUACCGAGAUUAUCGUACCCCUUCUGCGUCCGCGUCCGCGUCUGCGUCCUCAUCCGCAUCUGCGGCAGCCGCAGCACGGGAGCGGGAACGGGAACGGGAACGGACCUCAUCGGGCGAUCGAGAGCAGCGCGACCCCCAUCGCACGAGCGAGGCCUACAGCGAGUCCCGGGAGCCACUGCAACCGACGUUCUCCCCCAAGAUAGUUCGCACUCCCCGUCAUUACUCAUCAGGAUCAAGACCUUCGAGUCAUGAAGAGAGCAAUGAUACUCCGACGAGGACACCCCCUCUCGGUAGCAUCUAUGCGUCCGCCAGCAACGCUCCCUCGCGCUCCAACAGCAUGAGCGUGCGCCGACAGUCCACGAUGCCUCCCUCGGUGAAUACAUCUGUUUCUACUACGCCCCCCAGCUCCCUCGGCCUGCUCACGUUUACUGAGGAGCCUCAGGCUCUGCUCAGUCCGCUUGUCGUGGGCAGCACACCCCCGAUGGAAACUAAACCCAGUCCUGGCCGGGAUGUUGGUCGAAAUGGUGCUCGGGACGUCGGUCGGAGUCAGACUUUCCCCGUAAUUGAGCGUCCUGGAUACGACGUAGCAUUCUCUGGCGAAGCGAGCGAGCGGGAGGGCAAGACUUAUCCGCGCACGCCCCGUCCGCGGGAAGGUUCACGACAGCGCCUGUCCGCUGACCACGAGUACGAACGUGGAGGAGAUCGCGACCGAUCCGCGAACGUGACGCCUCAGCCACCGACGCGCACCCCCCCAAUGCACACUCAGCCCACGCGCACCCCACCUAGUCGGACGUCCCCAUCGUCGUACAACACGCGACCGUCGCCCGAGACCGGUGCAUAUCACGCGCGUCAGAUUUCGAGGAGUCACACCUAUCCCUCCGUCGCGCCUGUUAUCCCACCUCCAGUGGUCCCCCCUCCCGUGAUUCCCUCGCCCCCAUCGACAUCACCUCGUUAUGGCUCAUCGUCCCAACAUCAUUCGUUCAGCUCUUCCCACCACCACUCCUCGAGUACCUCUCACCAACACCAGCCGUCGCGGGACUACUCGAAUUCAACCCACCAAUCACAAGCGCAGCAGUACCCCUCGAACUCAUACUCGAGCUCGUCGUACUCCCGCACCUCGCCGAAUGCAAACUCUUCGCGCUCCCGCGCUGCCUCGCCCUUGCGUCACAAUCCGCUCCCACGUCCGCCGGCCGUCUCUCCGUAUACCGAGUCCCUCGCCCGAGGCGGCGUUACGUCCGCGUCCGCCGCUGCGGCUGCGCACCAACAAAGCUCCUCAUAUCAACCUCGGCGGACGGUCCGCCUGGGGUAUUGGAAUCGGCGGGGCGACCACUUGUACGUGACGGACAAGGGGGAGCGGUUUAUCGUGUAUGCGCUACGCCACCUUGCGAAUCCCGAGGAGCUCAGGCAGUAUCCGGCGCCCACGGAAGGCUGGUUGGACCAUCGCGGUGACUUCAUCAAGUACGACCCGAAGGUCCCGGAGCUGCUCGACUCGCUGCCUGUGCAAGGGGAUAUUCCCAAGCGUCCCUACUCAUCUUUCGUUCAGUACGUCGAUGUCUGAAGUUGUCGAACAAUGCGAAUGGUCUUCCUCGGCUCGGGUAUCCAGAUUGAAAGGACGCAAAUCUUUUAUCCAUCUCGUGUGUCUCUGCGAACCCCUCUCUUUCGUCUAUUGUUGUUUAUCUAUCCAAUGUACCAAUUAGUUACCACUUACCUGGAUAUCUGCAUACAACCAUUCCCAGCCCCACCAACCGACAACCCACUGUAUUCCCCGCGCAAACCUUGCUUGCCCAUGCAAUAUGUAUUCUCUUAUCGUCUAUCGAAUCCAUACACACCGUCUCAUACGUGAUACGUGCUUACCAUC
Messenger RNA from Dichomitus squalens LYAD-421 SS1, 3375 nucleotides. RefSeq lists its product as uncharacterized. The transcript is spliced from 5 exons. The record is from RefSeq and is a predicted model, not a curated record. Bases 625 to 3075 code for a protein of 816 amino acids. Lineage: Eukaryota; Fungi; Basidiomycota; Agaricomycetes; Polyporales; Polyporaceae.